AUGAAGUUCAACGCUUUAAUCGCCAUCUCGGUACUUAGUGCAGCCGCCUCUGCACGCCCUUCCUUCGAUCGCAUCCGUCGCGCCGCAUUCGACUUGAAGAAUGGCCAAGAUGCCAUUGCCUUGAACAAUCAGUUCAAGACCACCAAGGAAGGAUCACCUUGUCAACAAGGCGAACUCAAAUGCGUAGGCGACAGGUUCGCACAAUGUGUGAAUGGCAAGUUGCUCUCGCAAGCUUGUGCUCCAGGAACGAGCUGCGCCGCCAUUCCUCUUGAUAACAAGCCUGGAACAUUGGUUCAAUGUACUACGGCUGACGAUUUGGCUACUCGAUUGGCUGCCACGGGUGCCGUCGACGCAAACGCAGGAGGCAACAAUGCGAACAACGACCCGCAGACAUCAUUGACUCUGGAUCCCAAGGUGAUUGCGAAUGGCUUCGCGAAUGACGGUCAAGAUGUUCCGGCUGCCGGUCAAGUCGCAUCCCUUACAUCUACGAACAACUUCAUCAAUUUCUGUUUGACCGUUCCUGAUCUCCCCAUCACCAACGGCCAACAAAUUACGAGUGGAUCAUGCAACCCAGCUCCCAUUGGUGUCAUCCCCAGUGUUGACCUCAUGCCCUCGUCGAAAUUCACGUUCCCGCCCAACUUGGGCACCGUCCCCGCCAACAAGGCCUUCACCAUCUCCAUGGCCGUCAAGAAUCUCGAGACAGGCAACUUCGUCAAUGCUCAAGCGAACUACUUCGCUGCGCCACAGCAGUUGAACGGACAAGGCGUGAUCAAAGGACACUCACACGUCGUGGUCGAGAAAAUUGAUUCAUUGACUUCGACUCAAGUUACCAACCCGAAGCAAUUCGCGUUCUUCAAGGGUUUGAAUGCAGCGGCGCAAGGUGGUAUUCUGACUGCAGACGUCGCAAAUGGGUUGCCAGCAGGCGUAUACAGGCUCUCCUCUAUCAACAGUGCGGCGAAUCACCAACCGGCUAUCGCCCCAGUCGCUCAGCACGGAUCUUUGGAUGAUAUCAUCUAUUUCACUGUGACUGACGGCGCACAAGCCGCUGGGGCGAACGCCCAGGCUGCUGGUGCCAACGCUGCAGGCAACGGCAAUGCAGCCAAGGCCAAUGUUCAGGCUGCCACUGCUAAGGCUGCUGGCAACGGGAAAGCAGCUGGGAAAGCAAAGGCUGCCGGGAAGUAA
Molecule: messenger RNA, 1182 nt
Organism: Pleurotus ostreatus (oyster mushroom)
Lineage: Eukaryota; Fungi; Basidiomycota; Agaricomycetes; Agaricales; Pleurotaceae
Exons: 6
Coding region: 1-1182 (393 amino acids)
Source: RefSeq, a predicted model, not a curated record